Callorhinchus milii (elephant shark) is the source of this 6792-nucleotide messenger RNA. RefSeq names its product GRIP and coiled-coil domain-containing protein 2. Gene Ontology annotation, biological process: late endosome to Golgi transport. Gene Ontology annotation, cellular component: Golgi apparatus. The record is from RefSeq and is a predicted model, not a curated record. Lineage: Eukaryota; Metazoa; Chordata; Chondrichthyes; Chimaeriformes; Callorhinchidae.
GAGAGAGGCCGCGAAAGCGGAAACGACGGCCAUAGCCGGAGCCUGAGGCUGGACCAGAGCUUCUCUCCCUCACCGCCUGCUGCUGCUGCACUGAGAGCGAGAGGCGGCAUGGAGCAAUGCGAUGGUCAGGAUGGAAUGGCUUCACCAGCAACUCCAGGAUCAGGGAAAUCAAAGCUGGAUACACUAUCAAAGGAAGACCUUAUAAAAUUUGUGAAGAAGCAGAUUGUGAUUUUACAGAAGGCCAAAUCGAAAUGCACUGAGCUGCAAAAGGAAAUUGAAGAGCUGAAAACACAAUCAAGUGGUGGAACUGAUGAUGCUGUCAUUCAGGAGCUGACAACUCGGCUGGAGUCUGUACUUUUGGAAAAAGCAGAGUCUCAUCAAAGUAUGGUUUCUCUCAGAAAGGUGAAUGAAAAAACAAAGGAAGAAUUGAAGGAUGCAUUGGCAGCAGUACAGGAUCUCCAGAAGAAACAGGAAUCGUCAGAAAAUCAGCAUUUGAACAAGAUUGAAGUUCUGAAUGAGGAAUUGAAGACCGCUCAUGAAAAACACAAAGAAGAAAUCACCAGAUUAGAAAAUGAGCUUCAAGAAUCAAACGUCAAACACAAUACCCUGAGUGCACAACUUGAGCAACAGCUUGAAGCUCAUUUAGUUCAACAACAUGAAGUGAAGAGACUUUUAGAAGAAAUAAAUCGAGUUCAGGUUACUUCUGAGGAACAGAUUUUGCAGUUGAGACAACAAUUUGAAGCCAAUGCUGAGAAACAGAAGAAUGAAAUAACAAGACUACAGGAAGCCAGUGGGAACUCUGUUGCAGAAUAUCAAAAUAAAAUGAAAAAUCUCCAGGAGGAAUUUCAGGUAAUGCAAACCAAUCAUUGUGACGAAGUGUCACAGUUGAAAGAACAGCUUGAAUCUGCUGCUUCUGCGCAUCAAAAAGAGCUUAAGACGUUGGAAGAAGACUUAGCAGAGCAAUAUUUACUAAAGGGGAAAAGUCUCCAGGAUGAGCUGCUUACUUGUAGGACCAACAACGAGCAUCAGUUAAAUCAACUGAAAGAACAGUUAAGGGAAAUGACAGAAAAGCAAACGGAGCAGUUGCAAGGGGAAGUGCCUAAAGAAUCAAUUGUUGAAGAGGAACGGUUGAAAUGUCUAGAGAAAAGUUUGAAAGCAUUAGAAGUGCAGCAUAGGUUGGUGCAAGAUGAGUUUAAAUACACAACAAAUUUAAAAGAGAAGUUGGAGACAGAACUGAAUCAUAUUAAGGAUGACUUUUUUCAUGAGAGAGAAGACUGGGAGUUCAAAAUAAACGAACUGCAGCUUUCUAAAGAGGAAUACAUGAGUACAACUACAAAGUUAACAGAAGAAGUCAAAUCUGUCAAUGACCGCUGUGAAUUGAUGAUGAACCAGCAAUCCUAUGAAAUUCAGGUUAUAGAACAGCAACAUGCUAAAGAGCUUUCAACUUUAGAGGAGAAUUUGCGUACUGCUGCUGAAAAAGAUAUCCAAGAAUUCCUACUUGAGGCAGAGAAUCUUAAAAAACAAUGCCAAAUGUUGCUGCAGGAGAAGGAAGAGGCACAGACUAAUUAUGAAAACUUGCGUAAAAACAUGGAAACAUUACAGACUGAACUGGAAGAAUCUGCUUCAAAGAUCAGCCAUGAAUUUGAAGCCAUGAAACAACAACAGGCCAACGAGGUUCACGAUUUGCAACAGAAACUCAGAAGAGCUUUUAGUGAAAAGGAUUCUCUUCAGGAAACUAUGAACAGGCUACAAGCUGAAGUGGAAACUAAAAACAAGGCAAUUGAAGAGCUGAAUCAAAUGAGUAAGCUUGAAGUGAAGAUUCAAGAUCUGAUGUCUUCAAUUGAGCAGAAGGAGUCAACGUUAACUAAAACACAGGAACAACUAGAAAUUUCUCUCAGAGAGAAGGAGGAACUAGUGACUGCAGCACAGACCUCAGAAGAGGUAAGUUGUAGGUUGAAAGAAUCUUUUGAAAAGGAGCAGGCUAAAUGUGUAGAUUUUCAGCAGCAAAUACAAGUACUUUAUGAGGACAGAUACAAAUUGCAAGAAAGAUUGGACGAAACUGCAGCUAAGUUGGACGUGGCAAUUUCAGAAACAAACUCCAGCUAUCAUAAAGCAGAGGAGUUGGAGAACAGACUGGGUGCAGCUGUUACAGAGAAGGAACAUCUGGUUGCUGAAAUUAAGAAUUUGAAAGACUUUAAUACAAAUUUAGAAAAGCAAAAGGCUUUGCAGAAAGACACAGAAGAGAGUGAAAAUCUGGAAGUCAGGGAUGAAAAUCUUCACAAUAUCAAUGAACAACUCGAAUCUCUGAUCCGGGAAAGAGAUGAUCUCAGUAAGCAUCUGGAAGCUGUAAUUCAGGGAAGAGACAGUCUCCAACAAGCAGAUGAAAUUAAAAAACAAAACCUGACUGAUAUUAGACUUACAGUAAUGAAUAUUCUUGAACAAGUGGACUUCAAGUAUGCAAAUGAUAGCCCUGAGCUGGAUGUGUUGGAGUCUGUGAAACUGCUGAAGGAAUCUGUAGCAAAAAUUCAGGAGGAGAGGCAGUCUAUAGUGCUACAAUUCCAGCAAGAGUUGGACACACUGAGAGAUGCAAAUGGUGGUCAACAAGCUGAGUUUAGGUCUUUAAUUGAUGAUCUUAGCAAAGAGAAAUCCUUCUUGCAAAAGCACCUGGAUGACUCUCUGUUGGAUAAGGAAGGGCUGCAACGGGAUGUGUGCGAGAUGCAGAACCUCAGUGAAAAACUCACACUUGAAAAUGAGUGUCUACUGGCUCAGGUUCAGAAUGCCACAGAAAAGAUUGAGAACCUGGAAAAAGAGAAGAACGAACAGAAUGAGAGGAGUGAAAAACAAGCGACCGAGGGCACUGAGGAAGAGGAGCAAUUGGAGCACCAGCUAAAGGAGAAAGAUUCUGAGUUGUCAAAGCUUAAACAGGAGCUGGAAUCUUUGAAGGACUUGAUGCAAAAAUCAUCCAGUGAAGAGAAUAGCUUGCAAAGCACCGUCGUAGAGAUGAAUGACAAAAUAGUUGCUCUGGAAAACACAAGUAAAGACAAAGAUACAAGAUUCAAUAAGAUCAAAGCGGUAGCAGUAAAAGCUAAGAAAGAACUUGAUGGCAGCAAAAAACAGGUGCUGCUAUUAACAGAAGAAAUAGAAAUUGUGAAAUCCGAGAGGGACAGAUUAUCGGAUGCCAUGAAAGACCUUAUCCAAGGAGCAGAGGGUUACAAGAAUCUUUUGCUUGAGUAUGAUAAACAAGCUGAGCGGCUGGAUAUGGAAAAGGAGCGAGCAAAUUACUGUGAACUUCAAGUGGAGGAGCUUACACGACACAUGCAGACAGCUAUUCAACAGCAAGACCAGCUGACUUCAGAAAAAGAAGAUUUGUUAGCUCGAGUGGAGACUUUACAGUCAAAUACCAGGCAGCUUGAAGUGCAAAUCUUAGAAUCGCAUAAAGCCAAGUCAGCUCUAGAAAUAGAGCUUGAGGGGGAAAAGCUUCUUAGGGAGCAGAAGACAAAGGAGCAUCACACGGUGUUGAGAGAAAUUGAUGAACUUAAAAAGCAACUUCAGAAAGAGAAACAGCAGCUGCAACAAACUGUCCAAGAACUAGAAUUUGUGAGAAAGGAUGCUCAGCAAAGCACCCUGAUGGACAUGGAGAUUGCAGACUAUGAGCGUUUUGUGAAAGAGCUCAACCAAAAAAUUAGUGAUCGAGACAACCGGAUUGUACAGUUUGAAGAAGACAUGGCUUUAUACAAGCAGAAACAGAAAACACUAGAAGAUGAAAUAAUAUCUCUUCAGAAAACCCUGGAGGAGGAAAAAGAGAAAAAUACCCGGAUGAAACAAAUCCUAGUAAAAACUAAAAAGGAGCUUGCUGAUUCAAAGAGAGUUGAAGCGGACCAAUCAGUUCUCCAAGCUUCUAUAAAGGGAGAAUUGGAAGCAAGUCAGCAGCAAGUGGAAAACUGCAAGAUCCUGGUAGCUGAGCUAACUGCUGAAAAACACCGAAUUCAAGAACAGUUUCGGCUGGCAAAUGAACAGAACCAUCGUACAGUGAGUGCGUUAACACAGAAGACAGCAGCUCUUGAAGAAGAGCGCAAUAUUGCAAAGGCCGAGCAGACUGCAAUUGGAGCCGAAUUUGAAAGUUACAAAGUCCGUGUUCACAAUGUACUAAAGCAGCAGAAAAACCGGUCAGCUGCCCAAAGUGAGACAGAGUUAACCAAGCAAGAAAGAGAGCACCUAGAAAAGGUAAUUGAUCAGCUGAAGGCCAAGUUACAAGAGUUUCAGUGUAAUCUACAGGCCAAUGUAGCUGAAUUGCAGGCAUUACAGUCAGAACAUGACACACUGUUGGAGCGACACAACAGGAUCCUGCAGGAGACUGUGUCGAAGGAGGCAGAACUUCGAGAAAAGCUUUGCUGUGUGCAAUCUGAAAAUAUGGUGCUAAAAUCAGAGUACACUCAGGCUGUGAGUCAGCUGACUGCCCAGAACGAUGCAGCACAUCAAAGCUUCCGAGAGCAGGUUCGGCGACUGCAAGAGGAACACAGAAAGACGGUCGAAACCUUACAAAAGCAGUUGUCCAAGAUGGAGGCACAACUGUUCCAACUCCAGAGUGAAAGCACUUUAGCAAGUCCUUCACCACCUCAGCCAUCAGGGAAGCCUUUGCGAGAACGGAGAAACGGGGACAUACCUGUGUUGGAUAUUAAUACCAUUGACCGAGAGGAAGGGGAAGGAAUGGAAAUGAUUGAAACCGAGUCAGUGUCUUCCUCCAGCACACAAAUUGGUUCUCUUGAGCAACUGCUCAAUUCUCCUGAGGUUAAGUUAGAUGCUCCCCAAUGGCAGCCUGAGCCAUCCAAAGAUGAAAUGGUACAAAAGUUAAACACGGCUACAAAGAGCAUUGACCACUUAAAUGGGCUUCUCCGUGAGACUGAAGCCACCAAUGCCAUCCUUAUUGAACAAAUCACGCUCUUGAAAAAUGAAGUGAGGAGGCUAGAAAGGAACCAGGAACGUGAGAAGUCUGUUGCAAACCUGGAGUACUUGAAGAAUGUUCUGCUGAAGUUCAUAUUCCUAAAUGCAGGGAGCGAGAGACAGAACCUGCUCCCAGUCAUUGAUACAAUGCUGCAACUCAGCCCGGAAGAGAGGUCCAAGCUUGCGGUCAUAGCUCAAGGAGAAGAAGAGAACACUUCAAGGUCCUCUGGCUGGGCAUCAUAUCUUCACAGUUGGUCAGGACUGAGAUAAAGAUGGAUGGGAUAAGAAUUUAACAUUCCAGCUUUUUCAGAAAAAAAACACCAAUCUCUCUUAUGUAGGUGAUGAUGGAGUGGUCAUUACAUCAACUUCUCAGAAGGCUGCGGAUUUGGCUUGUAAUUAGCCUCAAUCUGUAAUGCAUUCAUAAAAGAGUCAUUUUUGACACUUCUAAAUCUGAUUUUUGUAUCACAAUAGUGACUUAGCAAACAUUUGUAGCUGAAAAAUAACAUUUUUUCAGGUAUUUUCACAGAAAAGGAAUUGGUCUUGAGCAGGUUUUGUUUAAAUUAGAUUAAUGGCCCAGUUUAUCUACUCAAAUGGAUGAAAGCCAUAUCAGAAUUAGCAUGACACUUGCAUGAUAAACCCAUAUACUUAUGAUUGUAAUUAUGAAAAGGGGAUAUUGAAGUUUAUCGUUAUCUGAUGCAAUUUGGUCUUGUGGCAAUGGGUCUCUAUCUGUAAAUGAGAAUUAUUCAAUGAAUGUUACGAUCAACCUGUUGGACUAAAAUAGUUAAUGUCUUCAAAAUGUGAAAGGAAUGUAAGAUUUUUUUUCUUCAGUUAAAGUUUGAUCCUAUUUGUCACAUCUGUUGUCCAUUAGCACUGAGCAUCCAGACUUGAGAAACUGUUGAGUUCUUGCACAUAAAAUUAGUGUUGCAAGUCUACCCAAGUUGCAUGUCAGGUGACAGUGGAGUCCUCAUAAAUUUAAGCAUGAUCUUAACAAACAAAUUCCAAUGUAUUCAUCACUGUCAUAAUAUGUCACUGUAUAAGCAUAAGGCUAUCAGCUACAUAACCAUUAGGAUUCAGUGGUUUGUUAUGGUUUCCUAUGACUUUAAUGUGGGUAAAUCAAUUAUCUAAAUUAAUUACACCCUUGUAUGGUACCAAAAAUGUAAACAACAUGUGAAGAAAACGAAAGUACUGAAGGGAUUUGUGGCAUGAUUCCCAUACAUUGAAGAUGGAUACUAUCAAGCCAUUAAAGCAAGAUCAAAGCUGAAUACACACAUUUAGAACAAGAAUAUUUUAUUUUUUUAAUAUUAAUACAAAUUAAGUCAAUAUAUUUGUUUCUUAGCAAAGGAUGUUAAAUAACUUAAAAUAUAUGUAAUGAGGUACUUUAACAUCUUAUAUUUUCUGACAAUGUCCCCCCCAAACUGUACAUUUGUAUUUCAGUAUGCAGAUUUUUUCCCUGUAUUUCUGUGUGGUGUAUGUGAUCGUGUGUUUGUGUGCAGAUGCAAUUUCCUGUCUCCCCAAAGUUAUUUUUCUCCCCUUUUCCUGUUGGACCACAUAUUGAAUGGCAGAGGACAGGUAAACAAGCUGCUGUCUGGUCUCUUUCAGCCACUGAACUGUAUAAAUGUGUGUUUGAGAAACCAGCUACUGAUCCCUCUCACAGUUUUUUUUUAAAAAAAGGACACAUUUGUGACUGACUUCUGUCUUUUUGCACUAUAGUUACAUACAAACACAAACUGCCCACUCGCUAUGAUGAACCAUUCACCGUAACUCAAAAGUGAAAUGGAGAGGCAAGCCUCAUUUGUGGAUAUGCUGUGCGCAAUUGGCUGCCGCGUUCGCCCACAAAUAUAGUCAAUUCAC